AUGGAAUCAUCAGGGCUUCUCAAUGUGGAGGAUCCGAUUCAGAUCUUUGUAUUGCAUACCAUUUUCAUCCCCAGAAUAAGUCAUUGUUUAAAUGAAUUUUCCGAAGCUUUCAACAGCCAUGCAGUAAGUACCGAGGGUAAUUGGACCCCAUCUCAAAUCUGGAUAAAUUGCCUCUCUCCUUCAGAAGAAAAUAACAAUGUCGUUGUUGAGUCAAUUCCUUUAGAUAACAAGGAUAUCUUAGAGUCUUACGUGUUGGAUGUUGUUGACCCUCUAACAAUGUCCACACAAUUGGGUAUUGAUCUUUACACUCAAGCUCUAUACCUAGUCAUGGAAAGAAUGGACCUUUAA
Pocillopora damicornis (cauliflower coral) is the source of this 348-nucleotide messenger RNA. RefSeq lists its product as uncharacterized. The record is from RefSeq and is a predicted model, not a curated record. Lineage: Eukaryota; Metazoa; Cnidaria; Anthozoa; Scleractinia; Pocilloporidae.